AUGAACCCCUCCAGGGAAGACUUCUGCCAUCCCUACCAGCCAUAUGAAAUCCAACUUGAUUUCAUGAACAAACUCUACCGCUGCAUCGAGCAUGAGAAGGUCGGUAUCUUUGAGUCUCCCACUGGCACAGGUAAAUCACUCAGUCUCAUCUGUGGAGCCCUGACGUGGUUGCGAGACCAUGAACGACGCUCCUUGCAUCCCACAGACGAUGGUGAUGGAACAGUGGAUUGGCUAGCUCAGGCUGAAGCCUCUGCACGUCGUCGUGAAAUUCUUCUGGAGCGAGAAGAGCUCGAGCAUAGGCUUGCCGCUCUUCGUCGACAGGAAGCCAAACGCAGCCAGGCGAAUGCUAGUCUCAAUUUAGUGAAAAAGGCCCGGCUGUUCCGAGAGCAAAAGCUUCAGCAUCAAUCGGCUGAGGACGACUUCAUCUUGGACGACUACAAUAGUGACGAAGAGAAUGAUCACUUGGCUCCCACGACUUCGAAUUCUGGCCUCUCAACUUCAACACAGGCUCUUCUCGAUAAACUGCAAGCCCCAUCUAAACCACAAGUUGAGGAACAGGAGCAUGAUCGAUUGAAGCUCAUAAUCUGUUCUCGUACUCAUUCUCAGUUGACUCAGUUCGUGAACGAGCUCAGGCGAGUCAAGCCUCCAUCUAUUCUUUCUCCAGCUGUCGCAGAACAGGCCCCGGAGAAUGUUGUUGAAGAGUCUGUCAAGCACUUGCCCCUCGGGUCACGCAAGACCUUGUGCAUUAAUUCCAAGGUGAAUCGCCUGACCUCUGCUACUGCUAUUAAUGACCAGUGCUUGGAAUUGCAAAAACCUGGAACUUCAAAGGAUAAAAGAUGCCCCUAUCUGCCUGCAAAGGAUGAUAAAGAGCGACUCGGAGACUUUCGUAAUGCAGCAAUCGCACGGAUAAGAGACAUCGAGGACAUCGGAAGUCUUGGGCAACGCAUGGAACUUUGCCCCUAUUAUGCUUCCCGAAAUGCCAUACCUUCGACAGAAGUGCUGACGCUGCCAUACCCCUUGCUACUACAAAAGUCUGCCCGGAAUGCAUUAGGCGUGUCAGUCAAGGACAACAUUGUCAUCAUUGAUGAAGCUCAUAACUUGAUGGACGCUAUCGCAGACACCUAUUCGAUCUCGUUACAAUUGUGUCAGCUACAGGAAGCCGCAAGGCGGACCACAGCAUAUGUUGCCCGUUUCAAAAAUCGACUCAAAGGAAAAAAUCGAGUGUACGUGACUCAAGUAAUACGCCUUCUGAAUUCUAUUACAGAUUGCUUGCGAGCAACAAUGAAGCUCACACCGCCGCAAGAGACAACAGUGACAGCGACGCAGCUCAUGUCAGGUAAGGGUGUCGAUCAGAUCAAACCCCACAAACUCCUACAAUACUUGUACGAAAGUAAGCUUGCCCACAAGGUUGAAGGGUACACGGAAGCUCAAGGACAGCAGGAGGCAAAGUCAAGCCCCGCGAAAGGCGUCCUCAUGCAUUUCCAAAACUUUCUCGUGGUCCUUAUGAAUCCCGAUGAUGAGGGACGUUUCUUCAUCGGCAGUCAAGAAGGUGAGCCUGUAGUACGUUACACUCUCCUUGAUCCUAGGGAGCACUUCCGAGAGAUAGUUCGAGAGGCCAGGUCCGUUGUGCUCGCAGGUGGCACCAUGUCUCCGAUGUCUGACUAUUCGGAUUAUCUGUUCUCUUACCUUGAGAAAGACCAGCUUCAGACUCAUAGUUUUGGUCAUGUCAUUCCUGAAAGCAAUUUGUUUGCAAAAUUCAUCACGAAGGGUCCUUCAAAUAUCGAAUUCGACUUCACAUACAAUAGCCGCUCAUCAGAGUCAAUGAUUCUGGAGCUAGGCCGGCUAGUCCUGCGGGCUUGUCAAACAGUCCCAGAUGGUGUCGUCGCAUUCUUUCCAAGCUAUGACUAUCUUGCCAAGGUAACUUCUAUCUGGCAACGGUCACCAACAUCACAGCCCAUGAUGGCCAUGUUGCAAAGGGCCAAGAGAACAUUUCAAGAAAGCAGAGGUGUUUCCGUUGAUGAUCUUCUGCGCGAUUAUGCGGCUGCAGUCGACUCCGGAUACGGUGGAUUGAUGCUCUCUGUCGUCGGUGGAAAAUUGUCGGAGGGUAUCAAUUUCUCAGACAAACUAGGUCGAGCAGUCAUUGCUGUCGGACUUCCCUUUCCAAAUUCCAACGGGGCUGAGUGGAAGGCAAAGAUGCAGUACGUGGAAGCAAUACAGUACAAGCAGUGCAAAGACUUGAAAGGAAUGGAUGACUCCAGUUGCAGGGCGGAAGCAAGACGAGCAAGCAGGAAUUUUUAUGACAAUGCCUGCAUGCGAGCAGUCAACCAAAGUAUUGGGAGAGUCAUCCGCCAUAGAAACGACUACGCAGCUAUUCUGUUGGUCGAUCGAAGAUUUGCGACCGACCGCAUCAGACAGAAAUUACCUGGCUGGAUUCAAGAGAGCAUGAACAGGGAUGUCGAGGCCUGGGCUAAGAUUGAGGAUGGUCUCGGCGGCUUCUUUGGCCAUAGAUGGGAUACUACACGAGCAAUAGAGUUAUAA
Exophiala aquamarina CBS 119918 is the source of this 2538-nucleotide messenger RNA. RefSeq lists its product as uncharacterized. The record is from RefSeq and is a predicted model, not a curated record. Gene Ontology annotation, cellular component: nucleus. The transcript has a single exon. Gene Ontology annotation, molecular function: DNA helicase activity; hydrolase activity, acting on acid anhydrides, in phosphorus-containing anhydrides; DNA binding. Gene Ontology annotation, biological process: establishment of sister chromatid cohesion; nucleobase-containing compound metabolic process. Lineage: Eukaryota; Fungi; Ascomycota; Eurotiomycetes; Chaetothyriales; Herpotrichiellaceae. Bases 1 to 2538 code for a protein of 845 amino acids.